Molecule: messenger RNA, 1825 nt
Organism: Callorhinus ursinus (northern fur seal)
Lineage: Eukaryota; Metazoa; Chordata; Mammalia; Carnivora; Otariidae
Gene: SMIM13
Product: small integral membrane protein 13
Source: RefSeq, a predicted model, not a curated record
GCCGCUGAAGCCCAGCACGCGCCACCGGCCCGCCCGCGCCCGCCGCUCCGCAGCCAGGGGCCGGCCGCCGUCCUCCCCCCAAGAUGUGGCACAGCGUCGGGCUGACCCUGCUGGUGUUCGUGGCCACGCUGCUGAUCGUGCUGCUGCUGAUGGUGUGCGGUUGGUAUUUUGUAUGGCACCUUUUUUUAUCGAAAUUCAAGUUUCUGCGGGAACUGGUGGGAGACACAGGAUCUCAGGAGGGAGAUCAUGAGCCGUCAGGCUCUGAAACCGAAGAAGACACUUCAUCAUCUUCAUACAGGAUCAGAUCUGCUCGGCAAAGGAGGGCACCUACUGAUGAAGGCCACUGACCCUAGCCCUAGUCCCAUACUAGUGAAUGACGAAAGGCAGUGGGGAGCCUCUGUCUUUAAUGACCUGGCUUUGCAGUUUGCUAAAAAAUCGAAGAACAUUUUUACUUGGAUGUUAAGUCCAAUUAAAAGAAAAAGAUUUAUAUGUAAGCCAUAUGAAAAUAAAGGGAAUUAAAACCAAAUCAGACCAUUGCAGAUUUCAUCUUAAAGAUAAUCUUUUGCUUCACUAGCUUUCUACUUACAUACUUAACUCUCUGGCUCCCAGGCUUAUUUUCUUGCACUGGUGUGAAUCUGGUAAACAUGACAGGCUUGAGAAAACCAUAUUUUGUUAAUUCUGUAAUGUAUGUUGUAUUUUUGUUUUUGUUUUCACAUUUUACCUUGUCCAGAAUUGGGAUGUGUCUCAUGAUUACUGUGAUGAACCAGGAGAGGGUCGUGAUGUAAUUAUCCCCAGCCUGUGCCGGUGGGAACUUAUUAAUGGCUUGUCACAGCUUCGUCACUGUAUUGUUGGUACCAAAUGUGUCAGGUGUAAUUGGCAUUUAAAGAUGUCUUCAAAAAGAUUGCACUAUGAUUCAGCAUUGAAACGAAAAGUGAUUGUGUAUGCAGAAAAGCAUGGAAACAGGGCAGCAGGGCGAACGUUCGGGAAUUAGUGAAGCAAAUAUCUGGCGCUGGAGGAGUGACCGCCAUUCCAUAUUUUCUUGUAAAGCAACAACAAAGUGCUUUACGGGGCCUAAGAAAGGAAGAUACCCACAGGUGGAUGAAGCUGUACUACGUUUUGUUAGCGAGAUGCAUGCGAAAGCGUUGCCCGUCAUGCGCCAAGCAAUGCGGUCAAAGGCAGGAGAAAUCGUCAAAACCCUGGGAAUAGAAGAAACAAAAUUCAAAGCAACCAGAGGCUGGUGUGACCGGUUCAUGCACCGAGCAGGGUUAUCUCUAAGGUGGCAGACCUCAUUUUGCUCAGAAUUUCGGCUGACAUUAAGCGGAAGAUGGUGGUGGAGCACUCUUUCAAGAAACACCGUAUCCCCAGUGCGCUUGAUGACCCCACGGGUGCUCUUACAUGGAUGAAAGCAGACAUCCAUGGCUGUGAUUUGAGAAGUGAUUCAGAAGAGCUGGACUCAGAAUAUGAGGUGAUAGUUAUAACCUAACCAGUUAACUUCAUACACUUUCUUUUGGGUAUGCACAAGAUUGAUGUGUUAAACAUCUGCUUCACUCUAAAAAACCGUUUCAAUAAAUAUAAACAUCCUACGCAGUAUGAAAGCAUUGUGUCAGUUUAAUGCCCGUGUUUUUUCUUAGUUAUAUAUAUGGUGCAUCUUACAAUUGAUAGUAUCUUAGAUAAAAAGUAGUUUGUAAAUUUAUUUUCCCUUGUAAGGUAGCAAUUAUUUAUUGGGGUACUUAAUCCUGUCUCUUAUAAUGCUGUUAAAAUAGUUAUCUUCGGGAUGCCUGGGUGGCUCAGUCGGUUAAGCGGCUGCCUUCGGCUCAGGUCAUGA